Archocentrus centrarchus (flier cichlid) is the source of this 2146-nucleotide messenger RNA. RefSeq names its product dehydrogenase/reductase (SDR family) member 7Cb (gene dhrs7cb). NCBI's taxonomy places the organism in Eukaryota, Metazoa, Chordata, Actinopteri, Cichliformes, Cichlidae. Gene Ontology annotation, biological process: intracellular calcium ion homeostasis. The record is from RefSeq and is a predicted model, not a curated record. Gene Ontology annotation, molecular function: oxidoreductase activity, acting on the CH-OH group of donors, NAD or NADP as acceptor.
AUGGGCCUGCCCUCGGUGAUGGUGCUUGCCCCUGCUGAUCGUCUGGCAGCGGGGGUUGUACUAAUCUAAAACGAUCUUGCACUUCAUGCCAAGUCAUUAGUACGAAACAAAGUGGUGGUGAUCACCGAUGCUGUGUCUGGGGUGGGGACUGAGUGUGCCCAUCUCUUCCAUAAGGGUGGUGCCAGACUGAUUCUUUGUGGGACGAGUUGGGAUAAGCUGGAGUCUCUGUAUGACUCUUUGACUACUGAUGCUGACCCCAGAGAGGUGAGGAAUUUAUACGUUGCCCCGAAGUUGGUGAUUUUGGACUUCAGUGACAUGGACAGUAUGGAGGACGUGAUCGCUGAGGUGGUGGAGUGUUACGGUUGUGUGGACGUGCUGAUCUGCAACAGCAGUAUGAAGCUGAAAGCGCCGGUUCAGAGUAUCUCCCUGGAGCAGGACAGAAAUGUCAUGGAUGUUAACUACUUCGGCCCGAGCACGCUGGCCAAAGGAGUUCUUCCAACGAUGAUCUCAAGACGAUCGGGCCACAUUGUGCUGGUCAACAGCAUCCAGGGCAGACUGGCGGUCCCAUUUAGAAGUUCGUAUGCGGCGUCCAAGCACGCGGCGCAGGCCUUCUUCGACUUGCGAGCGGAAGUGGAGGAAUACGGAAUAGUUGUCAGCACCAUCAGUCACACCUUCAUCAAUGCUUCGGAGCCGCCGCCUGUAGAGGAGCCGGCUCCCAAACCCAACCCGCUGGCUGCAUUUAUCGCCAGCCAGCUGACCCAUGGUGUGCGCCCGUCAGUCCUGGCCAGUGAUAUGCAAACUGUGAACAGGAAGAGGAAGGAGGUUCUGCUGGCCCACCCCAUCCCCAGGGUGGCUCUCCACCUGCGCUCCUUCUUCCCCCCCUUCCUCUUCGCUCUGCUGGCUGCUGGAGUGAAGGACUCAGUGCUGGCUGAGCAGAUGCAGUAGGAGAAAAGCUAGAGAGAGAGAGAGAGAUGAGAAGUAAAGCUUAGAGAGAUUUAUUAUUUUUUUGCCAAUUAAGUAAACAUACAUCCUGAAGACUCCAGGCAGAUUUGUAAUAAUAAUCCUGAACAGAUAGUUAAUAAUAACUAGGAAUGUUACAAAGGGAUUUUUUGUGACUGCCCUCUGCAGAAUGAAUGAAAACCUUCAUCGUCAGGGGGCACUGGUUCACAGUGGGUGCUGUUUAGCUUUUAAUAUUUCCUUUUUAGCUUCCACCACUUCCUGGAGAGGCUUCACCUUUUGCCAAGUUGCCAUGAAUAAAAAUAGGCUUUAAUGACUUGCGUGGGUAAAUAAAGGUUACACUGACUCACUGAACCAUCCAGUAGCACAGUUGUUGUCACACAAAAGUACAGCCAGCCCCUUCAACUUCAGCUGAUAUCUGUAAACACAAACACAUCAUCACUUCAACACGAGUGAUAACUAUUUUUAAAAAUCAUUUCUAAAUGAAGGAAUUCAUGAUAGGUACCUUUAAACAGAGGCCUUAUGAAGCUGACAGGCAGGUUACACAUUUAGCAGAUGGAAAGCAAAAUUAGCAUUUAGUUAGAAAGCCAACAGGGAGACACACUUUGGUCCUCUGACAGGUUAAAGUCCAACACUUACUCUCCUUUCAGCUCCGCCAGAAAACAUCCAGCUCUUGGUCUACAACGCUCACCAGCUUGUGACGAAAAUGAAAUUAUAUCAAAUCAAAUCACUGACCUGGGAUGACUCGGAAUAUUGUUAAUAUUCAUCUCCAUGUUCUUCUCCAUCUUAUGAUACAUUUCAUGGAUGCAUUAGAUUAGAGUAAAACUGUACUGACGCCUGCAGGGAAGUGGAUCUGAUUAAGUGCAGGGCAACCAGGAAGUGCUGGAGAUGAUUACAAAAUAAAGAGCAAAUGGACCAGCUGCAAUAAAUAUUAAUCUUAAUUAAACCUCCAUCUCACUGUGUUUCUUGUCCUGUAAUUUCUAGUAAAGUGGGUGUGCCAUGUUAUUAGCAGAUAGGCUGAAAACAGAAUGCAUGAUGCACUUUACACACGUGUAGUCUCUGAUCACAAUUACAAUAAUGUAAAUGAUGAAUACAUUUUCUUGAUGUAAUUUCCUGCAUGUUUCCUGUCUUGAAGUAAUGGGGACUCAUAGUGAAGCUGAUAAAGUGAUGAAUAUUGACACACACACAC